ACUCUUCGAUCUCGCCAAGAAGGGAAGGGAAAGAAGAAAGAAGAACGAAAAAGCAAAGAGAUAGGGGUGAUACGGUGGGAAUUAAGAAAAAGAUGGAAGGGCAAGAAGGUAAGCAGGAAGCUAAGCUGGUGUUGGCGAACAAGCUCUUCCUUCUAACUCACCCAGACGUUCCAGACAUUGAGAAAGUCCGUCUCAGGGAAGAUGUCUUCUCUUUUGUUAAAGCCGACGGCAUGGCUCUCCUCUACGAAUCCCUUGCUGCAGACUCUGUGUUAGAGAUGGAUCAAGCGCUUCUGGAUUCGAUGCGAUCGGCAAUUGCUGAUGAGCUUAAGAAGCUCGAUGAUAAGAUUGCUGAUGCAGAAGAGAACUUAGGUGAGAGUGAAGUGCGAGAGGCUCAUUUAGCCAAAUCCUUGUUUUACAUCCGAAUAAGCGACAAAGAAAAGGCUCUGGAGCAACUUAAAGUGACUGAAACCAAAACAGUUGCUGUGGGUCAGAAGAUGGAUUUGGUGUUUUACACGCUGCAGCUUGGAUUCUUUUAUAUGGAUUUUGAUCUCAUAGCCAAGAGCAUCGAUAAAGCUAAGAACCUUUUUGAGGAGGGAGGUGAUUGGGAAAGGAAGAACCGCUUGAAAGUGUAUGAAGGCCUCUACUGCAUGUCCACCAGAAAUUUUAAGAAAGCAACAAAUCUAUUUCUUGAUUCCAUUUCGACCUUCACAACUUACGAGCUAUUUCCCUAUGAUACCUUCAUUUUCUACACUGUCCUUACAAGCAUAAUAUCAUUGGAUAGAGUUUCUCUUAAACAAAAGGUGGUGGAUGCCCCAGAAAUUCUGACAGUGAUUGGAAAGAUCCCAUUCCUCUCUGAAUUUCUGAACUGUCUCUAUGGUUGUCAAUACAAAUUAUUCUUUUCGGCAUUUGCCGGCUUGACGGAGCAAAUAAAACUGGAUCGUUAUCUGCAGCCCCAUUUUCGGUAUUACAUGAGGGAGAUCCGCACUGUAGUCUACUCUCAAUUUUUGGAAUCCUAUAAGAGUGUAACCAUGGAAGCAAUGGCAAUGGCAUUUGGCGUGACGGUGGAUUUCAUCGAUUCGGAACUGUCCCGCUUUAUAGCAGCAGGGAAGCUUCACUGCAAGAUUGACAAGGUUGCAGGAGUCCUGGAAACGAACAGACCGGAUGCCAAAAAUGCCCUUUAUCAAGUGACGAUCAAACAAGGGGACUUCUUAUUGAAUAGGAUUCAGAAACUGUCUCGUGUGAUUGAUCUGUGAGACAGAACACCCUAAUUAGUGAUAGAUGAGGGUUGCUGUGCUGUAUUGCAUUGCAGCACAGCAC
Molecule: messenger RNA, 1317 nt
Organism: Magnolia sinica
Lineage: Eukaryota; Viridiplantae; Streptophyta; Magnoliopsida; Magnoliales; Magnoliaceae
Product: 26S proteasome non-ATPase regulatory subunit 6 homolog
Exons: 8
Coding region: 93-1253 (386 amino acids)
Biological process (GO): proteasome-mediated ubiquitin-dependent protein catabolic process
Source: RefSeq, a predicted model, not a curated record